Molecule: messenger RNA, 1173 nt
Organism: Aaosphaeria arxii CBS 175.79
Lineage: Eukaryota; Fungi; Ascomycota; Dothideomycetes; Pleosporales
Product: glycoside hydrolase family 43 protein
Exons: 1
Coding region: 1-1173 (390 amino acids)
Biological process (GO): carbohydrate metabolic process
Molecular function (GO): hydrolase activity, hydrolyzing O-glycosyl compounds
Source: RefSeq, a predicted model, not a curated record
AUGCAGCUGCCGCGGGCCUACAACAACCACAUCCUCAACAUCACGGACCGAUCCUGCGCGGACCCCUACGUCCUCUUCCACAACGGCACCUACUACAUGACCUUCACGGCGGACGGCAACCGCGUCGAAGUCUGGUCCGGCGAAUCCCUCUUCGACUUCGAGUCCAAGUGCACGAAGACCGUCAUCUGGCGCCCACCGCCCGACACAGAGUACACGGCCGACGUCUGGGCGCCCGAAAUCCACGCCAUCCACGGCAAAUGGUACGUCUACUUCGCGGCCGCGCACCCUGCGUUCGGCAACCGCACGCACAGGAUGUACGUGCUCGAAGGCCCCUCCGCCUCGGAAUCCCCGCUCGACGCAGCGAAGUGGAAGUUCCACUCCAAGCUCCACGGCAUGCGGGACGACCAGUGGGCCAUCGACGGCACGGCAAUCACACUCCAGGGAACAAUGUACUUCGUGUACUCGGGCUGGCCGAUCGGCGAGACGCUGUCGGCCUCCAAGCAGGAGAUCUUCAUCAUGAAGAUGGAGUCGCCGACGAAAGUCAUCGCGCCGCCCGUGCGAAUCUCCUCGCCAGACUACCAGUGGGAGUACUCGGGGAAAUCAGGCAUAAACGAGGGCCCGCAGUUCCUGUCCUCGCCCGACGGCCGGUGGACGGGAAUCGCGUACAGCUGCGCCGGGUCGUGGACGUCAGAGUACAAGAUGAACGUGCUGCAUUUUAGCGGCGGGAACCCGCUCAAUGCGGACCACUGGAAGAAGUGGUCAAGGCCGCUGCUCGCGUCGAAUAAGAACAAUACGCCGCCUUAUGGGCCGGGCCAUGGGAAUUUCGUGCUUGUGAAUGGGCAGAGUACGCCGGAGGUGUGGGGGUGUUUCCACGCGACGGAUGAGAAGACGGGGUGGGAGGGGAGGAGGGCGAGAGUUAUGAGGGUCGGUUGGUCGGAUGCUGGGCCAUAUAUGGGGGAUGGGGAGUGUGGGAGGUGUAGUGGUGAUGUCGACCACUUUUUGUAUGGGUGCAGGGAGGGCUGUGGGUGUGGGGAGAAGAAGCCGGAGGAGGGGGGUGGGAAGCCGGGGAAGAGCGUGGAUCAUACGGGUGUGGGUGUUGAUGUGGUGAAGAGUAGGAUUGUGGGGGAGGCGAAGGGGUUGUUUGGGAAGGUCGAGAGGGUGUUUAAUAAGUGA